AUGCUGCCAUCCGUGGCACAUCAGCCGAUCCAGUUCCUGCCACACCGCCAUAGUCAAUCCCUUUAUUCUCCCGAUAUCCCUUACGACCUCCACGGACACAACAUACACUCUCUCCAGGAUGACCUACAGCACACACAUUAUGGCAGCCAGGGGUCUUCACUGCUCAGGGGCAGCAGGACACAUUGCCCGCGGCCGAUCCAGCGGCCGGAUAUGCAUACUCUAGCGAACGGCGGGCUACACGGUUCCUCCUCCUCGUUAGAGCAUACGCUACGGCGGAAGACCCCCAAUGGCACCCUCGCUGCUGGAUAUGAUGCUACUCCUGGGGAUAGGUCUAUCCAACAGCCCGCCGCCAAACACAUCCUCGUCUCCUCGCUCGAUAAUAGCCAAAUCCUCCCCCAACCUGGCCUCUCUCUGGAUCCUCUACAACAAUACAAAACCGUCGAACCUCUGCCUCUAUCACAACACCAAAAUUUUCCUCCCGCGUUCAAGCAAGAUGCCAAUAGAAUAAAUACCAUACACAACGGUAUACCCCAAGAAUUCCCAAAUACUAACUGGAUACGAUCACUAAAUCACCCUCAAGGCAUCGACUCUGUUUUAAACCAGACCUCUGGCUUCUCGGCAGGCCAGAGGUAUAAUUACUGGCAAAACCUGCCUACUGUUCCGACCGUUCUUGCUUCCUCCUUCCAACCUGGCCUUGGAGGCCCCGAAUCUGCCGCUGCUGCACAGUAUGGCCAAUACUGGCCCGAUGGGACGUACAUGCCGCCGUAUCGCCCCGCCGCAUUUCGAGACAACAGAUUCCAAUCAACACCAUCAAUAGGACAGAAUGCGUUACAUGGUAACAAUCGGUUUGCGGACGCACAAUCACUUUUCAACAGGCAAUCCCUGCCUCCCUCCGAAUUCCUCGCACCAGGCUUUUCCUGGAAUCCACUGCCAGCCCAGUCGAAUCUGAAUGGGCACCAACAGCAACAGCAGCAGCAACAGCAGCAACAACAAAUCUACGCUCAUGACCCCUCCAGAUCUCAGCAACACUAUGCUCCAAGCCAUAUCCCUCAAAAGGCCCCGGAACAAAUUUGGGAUCAAAAUCCAUUGCCGUACGGCCCCUCACAACCCGCUAAACAUGAUCUUCAUCCUCUAGAUUCCGUCGAUUCUCUACGGUGGCAUCAGCCGUCACAUAAUGGCCUACAUCAUUCGACCCCCGAUGUUGCUAGAUCACCAAGGAAUUCCGAAUUUAAAGAGAAGACUCUUUCCUGGGCCCAUAGUGUCUAUGUCGACUUACUUGCAUCAUUACAUAGCGCUCGAAAGAAAGCUAGCCAGGGAGGGGUAGAUUCACAUUCUCGUGAGGCCCUCAAGCCGAGCAUAUAUCCUAAACCACCCCGACAACCGACGUCCGAUUUCUCCUCACAUUCCGAUAACAUGGCUAGAAAGCAUAGAAAUCAUGACCAACAAGUUCAAUCCAUGCAUAUGCACCCCCAACGAAGCCAUUCGGUGCACCUUGAUCCCUCUAUGGGUGGAUUUUUCGAUGCGAAGAGACACCCUGCCCAUAGGCCUUUCCCAUCUAUAGAUGGGGGUUCUCAACAUAACCACAUGAGACAUGUGAAUCAACCAUUUGAUCAACGAAUGUCUGCCGAUAUGCCUAUGAAUGGCUACCGAACGAUUCGCCGUGGUCAUGGAGCUUCCAUGUCUCGAAUGUUCAGCCCCACGCAUGAGGCAAUGUCGAUAUCAGAAAAGGCCGUGUCAGCUUUGGAAAUGCUUGCUAGUCUGUGUAAGGAGAGUGGCUGGACGUGGAUCGAUGGGAUGCUCGUUGGUGGUUGCCUUGCCUAUGGCCUUGGUGAUUAUAAUCGAGCCAUGCGCUGGUAUACCCGGGUUAUCAAUCAAGAUGUUGCACAUGUUGAGGCCAUAUCAAAUCUUGCUGCUUCACUCCUUGCUUUGGAACGACGCGAAGAUGCUCUUCAACAUUGGCUACGAGCCAUAAAAUUACGACCGAGUUACUUCGAGGCUGUCGAGCAUCUUAUUGGACUAUUAUGCAGCAGCCAACGAGGCAAGGAAGCAGUCAGCAUUGUCCAGUAUGUCGAGAACGCUCUUCGAUUACCACCCAGUGGCGAUUGUUUCAAGUCGAAUCGUGAUCAAUCCGAUACGGAAUCAGAGGACAGGGAAUCUAGCGUAUCUACGAUAGAAUCUGCGGAUAAAAUGGCAUUCGAUUAUACGGAUAGUGUUCAAAGUCCUCUUGCGUUUGCCCGCCGUGGAUCCGACCAAUCUGCCCCUGGAUUCGGCUCUAGUGGCUAUGCUAUCCCUGGUGCAGAUAAUGGUAGAAUUCUUGGUCUUGUACACGCCAAAGGGAACAUGCUUUAUGCCCUAGGAGAUAAUGUCGCGGCCGCUGGAGCCUUCGAGGAAGCCAUCCUCAUAGGCACGGGUAAGCGACGCGGAAUGAAAAGUCUUAUCCGCCAUAUCCUUUCUUCCUUUGGCGAUGAGAACCGACAUGGCCCACCUACGUCUCGACCGUAUGAUCCUAAGGAAACCGUUCUGCUUUUCCCUGAAAAGGCUUUGCAGACUGCAAAACUGGUGUUCCACCCGCAUGGGACUUUGCCUGGCUUCCAAUAUCUUCCGGAUGGCUUGGCUAAAAGGGCAGCCAUUUCCACAACCAGCAACUCGCUACUUUCCCUUGCAAAGAUAUAUCAGGAUGGCAUGUCAUCGACGUCUUCAAAUGGAACCCCGAGGAGCACGCCAGGCGUUCGAGAUAUCCUUGCCUUAUACUAUUUGUCGCUGUCGUUACAGCCCAGUCCAUCAACUGCGAACAACGUUGGAAUAUUACUCGCUGGAAUUCAAGGUACAGCUGCCAAAUCCGUGCGCACGGCCGGUGAAAGUCAACUUCCCGAAAUCCCUGGUGUCAUUCCAGGUAGCGGCAUUUCACUCGCUUUGGCGUACUACAAUUACGGCCUCAACCUUGAUCCGAGACAUGCUCAUCUAUACACAAAUCUGGGGAGCCUUCUUAAAGAUAUUGGCCAGUUACCUGCCGCAAUCAAGAUGUACGAGCAAGCUGUACAGUGUGAUAGUAAGUUUGACAUUGCGUUGGCCAACCUUGCGAACGCAGUGAAGGACUCUGGAAGGAUCAAUGAUGCCAUCGGAUACUAUCGACGAGCUGUGAAUGCCAACCCCGACUUCGCUGAAGCAGUGUGUGGCCUGGCCAAUGCAUUGAAUUCCGUCUGCAACUGGGGAGGUAGAGGAGGAAUCUCUCCUCGCCGUGGUAUUAGAGACUUGUGGCAUGUUGAUGAUCAUGGCAGACUCCGUGACGCAAAAGAAAUGGCGGUUGAUACCGGUUGGAUCAAACGAGUUGUUGAUAUCGUGGACAAACAGCUGAAAGAUGGUGAGCUAUGGGGUUGUGGCACACUCCGAAACUUGACGCCGGACCAAUUGUGCCAGGCGCUCAUGUCACCAUCUAACAACAGCAGAGACGCAAUGAAUAAACGAACAACUUUGAACUCCAUAUUGCGUUCCUGGUCAGGGAAGAAAUGGGAAGGAUCAAGGACUGUUCGACUCAUCGAACGAAUGGUCAAAUAUAUUGGCUGGCAAUGGUAUCAGGAUCGAUACGUCCAUCACAGAGAAUACCCGGUUUCAAAGUAUUCGCGUCCUCACUUCCCAGCUACACUCGCCCCGCCCAGUGCUCCGACUGUUUUGCCUUUCCACACCUUCACCUGUCCACUAUCCGCAAAGCAAAUUCGCCAUAUUUCUCAGCGCAACGGUCUGCGUAUCUCGUGUUCCACGCUUCGCUCCCCGUGGCUGCCCGCCACAGUAUACCAGCCGCCACCUCCUCCGAGUCCCCAAAUCAAAGUUGGAUACGUUUCGUCUGAUUUCAACAACCAUCCUCUAGCUCACCUUAUGCAGUCUGUCUUCGGUCUUCAUAACCCAAACCGUGUCAAAGCGAUUUGCUAUGCAACAACGGCUAGUGAUAACUCUGUUCAUCGUCAGCAGAUACAACGCGAAGCUCCUGUCUUUCGUGACGUUAGCAGCUGGUCUGUUGAUCGGCUGGUGGAUCAAAUUGUGCGGGAUGGUGUUCAUAUUCUUGUUAACCUGAAUGGAUACACACGGGGUGCACGUAACGAGGUGUUUGCAGCUCGUCCAGCCCCUAUCCACAUGUCCUUCAUGGGCUUUGCUGGAUCGUUGGGUGCGGAAUGGUCAGAUUACAUCCUGGCUGAUGAACUCUCCAUUCCACCAGACACAUUAGCUCCUCGAGGACAAAGUGCGAGGAUAGAAGAACGAUUGUACGACCCAGAUCACAACGAAGAGGCAGAUGACUGGAUAUACAAUGAAAAAAUCGUAUAUACCAAGCAUACAUUCUUCUGCUGUGAUCACAGACAGAGUGCUCCUGACGCCCGUGGCCCGAAGUUGACGUGGGAAAAAGAACAGGUCAAUCGAUGGAAGAUGCGCAAGGAAAUAUUCCCGGAUCUCAAGGACGAUACUGUGAUUCUCGGUAACUUCAAUCAACUUUAUAAGAUUGAACCCACAACGUUCCGCACCUGGUUGAGGAUCUUAGCAGGUAUUCCUAAUGCUAUACUCUGGCUCCUUCGCUUCCCUGAUGUUGGAGAACAAAACCUUCGACAAACUGCCACAGCCUGGGCCGGUGAAGCAACCGCUUCCAGGAUUAUAUUCACCGACGUCGCGCCAAAGCACGCACACAUUUCUCGUGCUCGCAUCUGUGAUCUGUUCCUGGAUACGCCAGAAUGCAAUGCUCACACUACAGCAGCGGACGUUCUCUGGAGUGGCACACCGCUCCUCACUCUACCACGGUACAAGUACAAGAUGUGCUCUCGCAUGGCAUCUAGUAUUCUAACAAGCGCACUUCCACAAACGGAAGAAGGCAAACAAGCUGCGAGACAGUUAAUUUCUUCAUCAGAGGCUGAAUAUGAACAAACUGCAAUUGAACUGGGAUUGGGGAUGAAGUACGAGCUCAACAACGGCAAAGGCAGAGCAAGCGGACGACUAUUUGAACUUCGAAAAAUGCUUUACCUGAAUCGAUGGGAAAGUAAACUGUUUGAUACCCGACGAUGGGUCAAUGAUUUGGAAGAGGCGUACGAGAAGGUUUGGGCGAACUGGGUUCAAGGCGAGGAGAAGGAUAUAUGGCUAUGA
Messenger RNA from Arthroderma uncinatum, 5121 nucleotides. RefSeq names its product UDP-N-acetylglucosamine-peptide N-acetylglucosaminyltransferase. NCBI's taxonomy places the organism in Eukaryota, Fungi, Ascomycota, Eurotiomycetes, Onygenales, Arthrodermataceae. Bases 1 to 5121 code for a protein of 1706 amino acids. Gene Ontology annotation, biological process: protein O-linked glycosylation. The transcript has 3 exons. Gene Ontology annotation, molecular function: protein binding; glycosyltransferase activity. The record is from RefSeq and is a predicted model, not a curated record.